Suncus etruscus (white-toothed pygmy shrew) is the source of this 10377-nucleotide messenger RNA. RefSeq names its product cilia and flagella associated protein 47 (gene CFAP47). The coding region runs from base 1 to 10377 and encodes 3458 amino acids. Gene Ontology annotation, molecular function: protein binding. Lineage: Eukaryota; Metazoa; Chordata; Mammalia; Eulipotyphla; Soricidae. The record is from RefSeq and is a predicted model, not a curated record. The transcript has 67 exons.
AUGAACGGCGAAAGGAGGGUCAGUCUUGUGACCCGGGACACGGAGCCCUCGAAGAAGGACUUGCAGGUCCGUGUGUACCCGUCGGAGCUGAGGUUUCUGGAUGCCGAGGUCGGGAAAGUGUACCGCCUUUCGGUUAUCCUUCACAAUGUCGGCCGCGUGAACCACAAGAUUCGCUUCCAGCAGCCGAGCCAGCGCCAGUUCAGACUGCUUAUGUCCAAUCUGGAUAAGUCUCUUGCUUCGGGCCUGCAGUUGACAGCUGUAGUAGAAUAUCAUCCUAAUAAAAAUGAAGACCUUUAUGACAACUUAUUUAUUUACAUAGGGAGUAGAACAGUGACAAUCCCUCUAAUAGGGAUGAUUCCAGCCUGUCAACUACAGGUUGACCAGCUAGUUGAUUUUGGAAAAUUGGUUGCCAAUAGUAGAGUACACUGCAAAGAAGUUAAUAUCUUUAACCACGGCAAAGCUCCAGGAUUGUUUCGAGCAGAAUAUGAUGGCGAAUUACCUAUUGUAAUUUCUCCAACUAGUGGUACUGUAAUGGCUAUGUCAUCAUUGGCUAUAAAAGUGGAUUUCUGUACAUCAGAAGCUAGAGUUGUAAAUGAAGUAGUCAAAAUGAGUUUACAAGGCCAUCCAGACAUACUCUUAAACAUCAAAGCACAUGUGGUUCACCAGAUUAUUCAAUUGUUAAGCGUGACCACUGGCAAACCAUUGAAAUGCAUAAACUUUGGUUCAACUUUCUUUGGAACAUCAAAACUUGAACAAAUAUAUAUUUACAAUAAUAGCCCAGAAUCUGUAACUUGGGUGGCCAUAUUACAAGAUGAUACAGUUGGAGAAGAAGUGGCUACAAAUGUUCUACAAAGGACAGAUGUUGCUUUAAAUAAUCUCAGUUACUUGAGUAAAAUAAAAAACAUAGAUGUUUCCAAUUUUAUCACCUGUACUCCUAAUGAAGGAAGGUUAAAACCUUACCAAAAGACUCGACUGACAUUUUGUUUUAGCCCAAAGCUACUCACGGAUGAUACUAAGAAAGUUGAUCCCGCACAUAGGCAGGACUAUGCUCUCUUUUUGAGAUUUGAGUGUGUAGGAAGUAAAGAUGGAUACUUGAGAGAUGAUAUCAAUAAAGAAAUCAGAAGUGAUCAGUAUAAUAGAGUGGAAUUAGCACUGACAGGCACGGGACUUCCUGUCAUAUUACAAUUCUUUCCAGGAAAGGUCUUUACUUUUCCACCUUGCUCAGUAGGCAGCCAGAUAGACUUGCUGUGUACCAUACAUAAUCAAUGCAGAUACCUGCCUGUGACGUGCCACUUUAAAAAAGCUGCUCAUUUUAAAAUUGAACCGAAACAGGUCGACAUUGAUGCAGCCUCUGAUCAGAAGGUGAUAUGUUCAUUUAUUCCACAUCAAAUUGGAAUCUUUAAAGUGAGGCAAACCAUAGAGAUUAUUGGCUUAGUCGCGAGUGAAAAUUUUUUGUCUGCAUCCCUGAAACCUUUCCAUGAAGUAUAUAUGUAUUUCAAAAGUGUUGGCAGACAUGGUACCAAAAUAGAUGAAAUGGCAAUAAACACUGGUCUAACUCCUUUAAUCAGUAGUCCUGCACCACAGCUUGUGGUCAAAAAUGUGAUAAAACAGGACAGCAAGCCUGUUGCCGUGCUUCCAUCAGCUCAGGAAGAGUCUCCUCAAGAUCCUCAAGGCCACAGAGAGUCCUUUAAGAAUUCACUGAUACCCAGUGACCAGUCUGGAAAUACUGCACCUAGAGACCACAAGAUACAGUUCAGGCUAAAUUUAGCGAAGCCUCCGAGAUUUAACUGUCUAGAUCCUGAAUUUGAGCUUACAGAUUUGGAAAAAGUAGACAAGGAAGACCAUAAAAACUUUUAUUCACGAUACACUGAUUGUUUAAGAGCUUUGCGCAUACAGAAACAAUCACAAAGGGAAUUCCUAAAUCCUUCAAAUAAACAACCGAUUUCAGAUCUACUGAAGUCAACUACAUCUUCAGGUAGAGAUGAGGAUCUCCCACCGGAACUUCUGAUCAAGCAUAACCGAAUGAUUACUACCAAGCAGAUAAUAACCAAUGUCAAAAAGGCUCUGAAAAAAAAGGUUGUUCAUGGACUUAAGUCUGAACCAUCCACUCCUCUUGAAAUAUCACACUGCUCAAUUAUAUUGACACCGAAGCAAAUUCACCAAGUAAUCAUUGGGCCUUCUGUUCUGAACUAUGGUGACAUUUGUGUGCAUUCCAUAAAUUCACAACUGAUUAAUAUUAUUAAUAUACUACCUAUAUAUAUUUUUAUUCAUUUUGAUGUUCAGUUAAAAGAACUUCAGAAAACCAAGCAGUUUUCAUAUGUUAUUCCACCUACAUCCUGUACUUAUAUUCCACUGUUAUUUCACUCUACCACUGUUGGGAAAUUUUGGAAGUCUUUCACUUUUAAUGUGAAUUCUAAACCUGCUGGACACAUUCUUGUGAUGGCCGUUGUCCACCCAGUAAAUCUUAAGCUGUCUUCCAAUGAGAUAAUAUUGAAACCACAAGGUUUCUUGAUGAAAAGAUGCUUUAGGCAGACAGUUUGUAUGCAUAAUCCUAAUAAUUAUUUUGCACGAUUUGAAUGGGAACCUGUGAUAAAAAAAGGGAUGGCAUUUUCCAUUAAUCCAACUAAAGGCCUUGUUGAACCAUUUUCCUCACUGGAAUGUGAAGUAACUUGGACUCCAGGCUUCAGUUCCCUAGAACAGGGAGAACUUAUUCUAAAAGUUCCUGAAGGAAACACAACAACACUAAAAUGUAUUGCAGAGCCUGGUCAAAGCAAAGUUGCAUAUCGAGAGCCACGGGUGAUCUUCAGCCAUGCCCCUCAGGGAUUAACAACUUGGAAGACAGCUGUUCUUCAUAAUGUGGGAGAAAGCCAUGCUUAUUUUAGGGUUUGUGAAAAAGAUCUUUCGCCUCACGUUCGUAUUGUUCCAGCAGAAGGAAUAGUUCCAUUUAGGGGAAACAUUGUUCUUAAUGUUUCUCUUACAACUUCUGUGUUAGGACCUUUUGAUACAAAAGCAAAGAUUGCUAUCCAUCGUGCAGAUACCUUAUACCUAGGCAUCAGUGGAACUAUUGUGAUUCCUGAUAUUGUAAUUAAGCCAGCUACACUUAAAUUCAUUGGUACCUAUAUUGGCAGUACUCAUAUUUUUCCAGUAUUAAUAAUUAACAGAGGUACAACACGUGCCAGAUUGACGUUUAAUAUGGAAGGUCAUGAAGAAUUUUCAGUACAUUAUAAAGAUGAAUCAGUAAAGAUCUCAGAACCUGAAUUUCCUCACAUAUAUUUUUUGGAAUUAGAUGCGGGCACAAAUUUGGAAUGUGGCAUAGAAUUUGCUCCUCGAGAUGUGGCAGCACACAGCUUUACCCUUCACGUUAUGCUUAAUAGCUUCAAGGCUUCAGAACUUCAUGCCCUGCGCCGUUUGAAAAAUAUUCCUUUGCUUUCAAGGACAACACCACUUACUAAACUGUGUCACAUUCAAGCUACAGGAUUACAAGCGCCAUUGACAUUUUCCAAAACAGAUUUUGUAUUUGAAAUUCCAAUAUAUGAUUUGGACUCUAAUAAUAAUAAUAAGAGAAGUGAGGAUCUUAUUAUAUAUAAUAUUUCAAAGAAAACUGUGCAAUGGAGUUUGGAUAUUCAUAACACCAACAAUCUUUUCACCGAUGGCAUAUUCAACUGUAGUAGACUGGCUGGGGUUCUGCUUGAAGGAGAAAAUUGUAAAGUUACCAUAGUAUUCCAGCCAACUCGUGACGGAAUAUACGUUGCUGAUAUUCCCAUACUUUUAGACGAUAACCCAGUUAUCUACCGGACCUUAAGUAUAACUGGAGAAGUAAAAUCACCCAAGUUACGUUUUGAUCCACCAUUUGUAAUUUUCACUCCUGUUCCUUUGGAUGUAAUAAUUGGACUGGACAUCAUCAUUUUACCUAAAAACUAUUACAGAAACUCAUCAGUAAAGGUGGAUCUUCCUAAAGUAAGAGUUCAUGAUGGUGAAGAAUUAAGCCCUCUUUCUGUAAGAUUUCCCAACGGCCCAACUAUCACGGGUUCUCCCACAGGAAUCAACCCUCCACUCACCUGCCGCCUCUCCUUCAGAUCAUCUAAAUCAGUUUCGCUCUUCAUGGAUGUUCGUUAUGGUUCUGAAGAAAGCAACUGGUUUCCACUUCCGGUUUCUGCAACAGCAGAAAACUGCAUUCUGACAAUCUACCCAUAUAUGGCAUUACAUAUUGAUGAACAAAAAAUUGUUCUGAAGGAUGAUGAUAAUGCAAAUCUUUUGAAUGAAAAUUUAACAUUGUUCUAUAGAGAUAAUGCAUUUCUUAAUCCUCGGCUUUCUAAAUGUGAACCUUCACCUAUUACUAAUAGAAGAAGAUUAUCUGUCGUAUUUGUAGGUAUGGAAGUGACAUAUGAGCAUAGCAAAUUACUCAAAACUCAAAAGAUAACGAAAGAUGAUGAUGAAACGGUGGUAACUGAGGAGGAAAAUAAACAGUUCUAUUUUCCUAAUGAAGGAACAAAGGCGCACACCUUCUUUCAGAAGAUUGUAAAUGCAACACAGACCUGGUUUAGUCUUUUUGGCUGGCCUGGAGGACCUCAUUCUCUGUCUAUUCCAGAGACAGCAAGAAAAGAUGUAUAUAAAGUAAAAUAUUGUUCACCUAUAUCAUUCAAAAAUUUUUGCUGUCAGAAUACCUUUUCCAAAUAUAAUAAGACCAUUUAUGAUUCCAUACUGCACUUGAGUGGGAUAAUGCCUCCUGGAAUUGAUUCAAAACAGUCUUUACCUGUGAAUCGCACUGCAAAAGUGGUUCAACUUUAUUCUCAGCACUCAUCACUUCUUAAUUUUCUCAAAAUUCAUGGAGCAUGUAUUUCUCAUGUACAACCUGAAUUUUUGCUUGAACCUGAAGAUUAUGAUUUGUGGCUGAAACUUAUAUCUUCCAAUUAUCCCAUACCUAAUAAUCCCUCCAUGCUCCCAAAAAGGCAUUCUGUUAUUAUAGAGAAGUCUAAAUUUGAAUUGUGGAGUAAACGAGCAUGGACAGAUGUCUUUCUUCAGAUAUACAAGAUUCUAAUAUUAUCCCGGGUUCGACCACAAACCAACAAAAAUCUGCCCCGAAUAAGUGUGAAGGCGGAAUCACCCAAAGUCAAUCCUUGUUUCAUAUCCAGCAACAUGUACUCUAAUUAUGAAAGAAUUCUGCUUAGCUGGUUGAACACAAAUUUUGAGAGUGCCAGACAAAUUAUAUGGAAAAGCUGUUGUACAGGUCUUAUGCCCUGUGAGAGAUGGAUAGUAAACUUUGACACCGACCUUUCAGAUGGCCUUGUUUUAGCAACACAGUUAGGAGCAUAUUGCCCCUUUUUGAUUGAUACUUUUUUGGUAAAUAUGUAUACACAUCCACAAACUUCCGAACAGUAUUUGCACAAUUGCCUAAUUAUUGUGAAUGUCCUGCAUGAAAUUGGCUUUGAAAUGGAUAUACAGGCCACUGACAUCUGUGAUCCCAAUCCAAUCAUGAUGCUCAUGCUUUGUGCCUACAUGUAUGAAAGGCUCCCUACCUAUCUCCCUAGGAAAUCAGUGAUCUUUCGUUGUUCUCUGCAUGAUACUACAAGAAGAGAGAUUAUGAUAAAAAAUCCAAGCGCAAGAGAGCUGGUCUAUAAUGCAAUGAUUAGGGGAAGAGAUGCUGCUGAUUUCAGCACUGUUCCAAAAGGGGAAGACACUUUUAAAAUUCUUCCAAGAAGGGAAACUACUAUCACGGUGGAAUACAACAGCCGCUUCAUCCAUCCUGCUGAAGCUUUGCUGAUGCUAAUUUCAAAAACUGAGCCCGUGGUAGGCGGCAUUACCUUGACUUUCGGUCUUAGGGGUGAGCUUCUCAAGUUUAAAAAACUUGAUAUUAUAAAAUGCAUAAGCCCAUGUUAUACGUGGAAACAUAUCACUUUGAAUGUUAAAAAUCCAUUUCGUGUUGCUGGAGAAUUUAGAGUCAUUUUGUUGGAAUCCUCAACAUUUAUCUCUUUGCCAGCCCACUUACAUGAAUCGAGACGCUUGCUCAACCAAAUGGACGAUGAAUCAUCCUUGUUUCUGGAACCCAGUAAAAGCACUAGCUGUGAUCGUGAUUUAUCUGAAGGCUGUACCACAUGUUCAGAUAGCCUAAAAACCUCAAUUAAGUGCAACUUCGUCAGAGAGUUUUUUUGCCCUAAAAGUGCUUUGAACUUGCCAGUGAAAGGAUCUACCUUAGACUUAUUCUUUCUUCCGUUUGAAAUGCACUUGCGCUACUGCAUUGUCAUCCUCAGCAGCAGAAAGAUUGGAGAAAUAUUAUACAUUUUGGAAGGUAAAGGCAUCAUCCCCUUGCCUUCGCACUUCCCAAAACCUGUUCCGAUCCAACACAACUUGAAUUCUUCAGAUGAAGCGUUUAAUAAAGAUGAUCCAGUACUGUACUUGAAAUGCAAACUCGGUGAAAUUCUACGCACAGACAUUUUAUUUCCCCUGAUGAAUGACGCCAAGGAAAGGGCUUUCGCUUUUGCAGCAAAGCAACAGAUGUCGAGGAUGGAGUAUGAUCGAAGGUCCAUCACAGGCACACUAGAGAGCAGCAGUGUCCGAGUGGCCAUUGCCCUCCUAGGGCUCACGAAAGUAGAGUGUUCUACAUAUUUCAAUACCUCACAGUUGAAGAGGCCAAAGACCAUUUUAUACUCAGUAGAAAUAAGUUUUCCUGAAUACUUCAGUAUUCCCAGUAAAAUCUACAUUCCACAGAUUCCGGAAAGUAGAACAGAACAUAGUGAAUUACAUGGAUUGAAACUUGAACAUAAAUCAGAACCAGAUGCGUCCAUUGCAGUUCCUUUACAGUUUUUUCCUCUCAGUGCUGGACGCUACCCAUGUGAAAUUUUAUUAAAAUCUAAGUAUGAUGUACGAAUCUUUCAAAUAGAAGGUGUUGUGGAUGAAGAACGGGCCGAAGGUAGAUUUGAAUUUCAAACACGUGCAUUUGAAGCCAUCACCCAGAAUAUUCCAGUAAUUAAUAGGUCAGAUAAAGAUUGGAAAUGUCGAGCUGAAAUACAAGGAGAUUGGUUUUCUGGACCUUCUGUUAUACAUAUUGAAUCGCAGAAAAUAAAAGACUAUCCUCUUACAUUCAAGCCUAUUUUGGAAUGUGAAAUCAUGGGAAAACUUAUUUUAAUAAAUGAAGUAGAUACUUCAGAACAUGUAUUUGAAAUAAAAGGGGUUGCAAAAUCACCGCUGCCUACAGAAAAACUCUUUGUGGACUGUCGAGUGGGGAAUGAAAUAAGAAGAACCAUAACGGUGCCCAAUUAUACAAAAACUGCCCUAACAUAUAAGGUUGUUUCAGAUCUUUCAAUGGUGUGGGGAGCUCCAUUCAUCACUGUAGAAGCUAACAGUAAGGUUCCAUAUGCUCUGCACAUAAAACCUAAGAAAAGCGGUAAAUUUACAGGUAAAAUUAUAUUUACUGUUGUAGACAAAGAAGAUAUUAUUUCUCAGAGAGAAUUAUAUGCAGGGCAAUAUGACUCCUAUAUUGGAAAAAUCGCAUCAAUACCAUCCUCAAUGCUUGUUAAAAGUGAGCAAGUGUCUGCUCUUAAAAAUUUAAAAUUCUGGUACAGUGUUGAUAUCAAUAGUGUUCCUGGAUAUCCCACACACACUUUAGAAAUUGAGUGUAUUUCAUUGGAGCGCCAACGCAUUGAUAUACCUCUUUGUAAUACACAAGCUAGGAUUUUUCAUAUAGAUGUACUGUUAUCGAGUCCGGCCCUUUCUGGAAGCAAAGAAAUUGUUUUAUUUUCAGAAGAACAAAAGAACUAUUCUAUCUUCAUUAUUCCAGUAACUACGGGAUACAGUGAAGAAAAAGUUAUUUUUCAACCUGAAGACUCUCGUGAGUUCUGGUAUUUACUGAAAUUGAAGACUAAACCACCAAAACCAACUACAAUUGCAGAAAUACAAUGUGAACUUGGAAAGUUUGUCAGUCAAAUUAUUACUUUAAAUAAUCCUUCACAUGAAACCCUCGUCAUAAGUGGACAAAGCACCAACCCUAUUAAUUUUGUCUUGGAUAUGUCCAAAGGGCCACUGAUUAUAGAUCCAUUUUCUACUGGAAAGAUAUCUUUUAAGUUCUGUCCUUCUUCUCUUGGAAGAAAUAAUCAAAGAGGUUCUCUGAUCUUCAGUUGUUCUCAGAUUGAAGAAUGGACAUUUAAUGUCUCUGGAGUAGGACUAUAUCCCACUCCUAUAUCCACGGAAAAAGCAUCUACCUUUCUUGAUACUCAUAAAACUAUCACUAUACCAUUCCAAAAUCCCACACUGGAAGAAGUUAUUAUUGACAUUACACUAUCAAAUCGGGAUAAGACCAAGAAGUAUUUUCUUGACCCUAAAUGGAGUAGCUUCUUUUCUCGAAGUUCUGGUUUCAAGUUUAGUAAGUCAAUGACUCAGACACAAGGAAUUAAGCUGCCCCCUAAAGGGACUAUAGACAUCACAAUGAUAUUUUAUCCCAGAGAUAUGAAGCUGUACAAAUCAUUAGUCAUUAUUCAAAUGAUAAAAGCAAAUAAUGAAUUGUGGCAUAUUGACAAUUUUAAUGAACUGAACUCAGACAUGAAAAGAAAUAUAGGAACAGACCGUGAAAACAUUGCUGUAAUACAAUGGCUGUACCCUUUCCUUGGACUCUCAGAGGCUGAAUAUCCACAACAAUGUAGUGAAAUUAAUUGGCACUGUUUUUCUCCUCCAGCUGUCCUAAAAGGCAAGGCAAAGAAGAGGAUAGAAGAUGUAUUGGUUGUUUCACUAGAUGGUGACUAUUCUAGAGGACGUCCAAUCUAUGAGCCAAAUGAUUUUGUAGUGCUUCCAGAAAAUUCCACCCGUGAUUCUUCUUAUGAAGAUCUACUUGGAAUUUGUCAUCAAAGCAACCGUAUGAAGCAGAACCACUAUAUUUUGAUUGUUAUCAGUGAGCAAAGAAUGCUGGGCGGGGCGCCCAGGCUACCUGAGCAGUCCCAGAGGCCUCCCAGGCGCAGAGGUGUGGAAAGAUCUCGAGAGGCCAGUGUCCCCACAGGGUUCACCCUUUCCCCAAGUAGGAUGAUGCCAUCAGCUUCAGGGAGGCCCAAGGGCAGGACCACCGCCUACGAGUACUUCUUGCAGGCUUGCCGCCAGGAGUUGAGGGAACAGAACAUUCAGCUGACAGUGGAUUACCACCGUUUUCUGAGAGACUGUGAGCAUAGGUGGAAUGUUCUGGAUACUGAAGAAAAAGAGCGCUUCAAGAAAAUGGCCAAGGCCGAUGGAAGGCGCUACCGGCGCCAGAAGAGGCGUUAUGACCCCACAUGGGCGGCCAAGAGGGACCCCGAAGACUCUAAAAGACCAAAGUCCGGCUUCAUCUUCUAUCAGGAACACCAGCCCCAGAUUUGUUUUGACAACCCUCGCAUGGCUAUGAAGCAAGUUGCCAAAGAAAUCGGCCAGAUUUGGCGACAGAUGAGUGCUUCAGAAAAACAUCCGUGCCAAGAUAGAGCCGAGUACGAAGCCAAGAAGAGGCGCAGUGUGGGAGCAACAGCAGGAAGAGACAAAGACCAGAAGAACCUUGAGGAGGAGGAGGACUAUGGAGGCAUGGACAAAAUGGAAGGCGACAAUGAUGAAAUCGAUGAUGAUCAGGAACAGGACGAAGAGGACGGCGAGGAGAACGAGGAAGGCGAGGAAGACAAAGCGUCUGUUGGUAAUUACUCGUCCUCUGAAGGGAAAUAUAUUCAAGAUAAACGUCAAUUUAAAUUUAAAGUUGAAUUCGAAUCUGAAGAUAUAAAGUCUCGUGUGGAACCUUAUUUCACUGUAUACCUGUUAGAUAAGGCUUUUAAUAUAAGUAUUGAACAAAUAACAUUGAUGUUCGCUCUGAUAUUCAUACCAAUGAAACCAGUAAGGACUCGAAUUAAUCUGAAAAUAGAGAGUGAAAUAGAUGGGAUAUGGAGAUACCCGAUUUUCUUGAAUGUUGAACAACCUGAUGUGGAUGGUAUUGUUGACAUUGAAGCGGUUGGUUUAAAUAAGGAAUCUUCUGUUGAGUUACGUCUGAAAAGCACUUCCAGAAAUCCACAACCAUUUACUGCCUACUUUCUAUCUAAGACCAGUGAUGAGAUUUUUGUAAUACCUGACAAAGGAGUAAUUCAACCUCAUCAAAGUGAAACAGGUAUCAUCACAAUAGGUUUUAAACCCUGCGACUAUGGUAAAAUAUACAAAGCCGAGUUAGCAAUAGAGAUGGAAGAUGAAUACUGGUUAUAUGAGGUUAAUGGAAUACCUCCACCUUCUGGACCAUCAAAAGAUACAAAAGCCAAGGUUGACUGUAGGAACAAGGCAUAUGAUAAUAAAACAACUAAGGUGAACAAUUUCAUCCAAAAAAAUGUCAAGCUCGUAAAGGCAAAGCUGUCCUGUACUUCAAAAGAUUCUCCUUUGACACUGAAAAAUAAAUAG